GCGACGUUGGCGGGCGGCGACGAUGGGCAACAGCUGCGCCAAGAAGGACCCCGACCCGGAGCUGCAGGAGGAGCUGAGGCGCACACAGGGGCAGGUGCGAUCAGUGCACGGGAACGUCAGUGCCUUUUUCGGACGAAUUUCUGUCUUUCUGUCGGUGCCUACAGUUGGAGUCGGCGAGAAAGGAGCGCAAUAAGACUAAGGAGGAGGUAUGGCACGCCCAGUCAGUGGCAUGCAUCGGUGGAACCACUCGCUCAUUCCCUCUCAGCUAGACGACGUGGGCGCGAAGUUACAGCACAAGGGAAUGGAGGUGAGCUCACGCGUUGAUGCGCGCGCAUCGUGUGGAUGAAUGGGUGGGUGGAUGGAUGGAUGGAUGGGUGGAUGCAGCUCGAGCAGAAGAAGUGGGACAUAGAGGACAAGGACAAGAAACACAAAGAAGAAAUGAAGAAGCAGCUCCUCAAGAUCAGGGAAUUGGUACCAUUAAUUGUGGCUGGCUGGCUGCCGUCCACACAUCACGCACACACAUACAUACCCCUUCUUGCCACCUGCGUGCCUUGCUUGUUUUUGUGUGCGUCAGGAGAAUGUCAAGUUUGACAAAGAGCAGGCUGAGGAAGAGACCAAGCAGCUAAGGCACACAGUGAGUGGGCAGAUACACACCACGGACAUGAUGGAUGGAUGGAUGGACGGUGUCAGUCGAUUCACAGGGCGAAGAUCAUCAAGGAUAAGGACGAAGAGCUCAGCAAGAUGGAUGAACAGGUGGGCGGGCAGCCCAAUCCUUGAAGCUGCAUAAGUGCCACCUUAUCUCUCUGCGUAUCCGUGUGUGUGUGUGUGUGUGUGUGUGUGUCAGAACAAAAUGCUGAAACAGUGUCUGCGGGCCAAGUCUGAAGCACAGUCACACAUGCAGAGAGAACAUCUUGGUGUGUGUGUGGAUGGAUGGAUGGAUGGAUGGAUGGCGCAGAGAGCCCUAUCAGGGCUUCGGGUUUGUUUGUGACGGCAAGACUGUGCUGCUGACGCUCAUCCGCUCCCGGCUGGAAAAGGUGAGCAACCAAAGUGACGGCCCCUCUCCACGCACAUCUCUCUCUCUCUGUGUGUGUGUGUCUGUCUGUCUGUCUGUGCUCAGUUGGGUACGGCCGAGCAGGAGCAGCUGCACCUGAUACCGAGCGACGUCUUCGACAAGACGAGUAGCCCCGAUGUGAGUAGCCUGCCACACUUCAAUGUGCGCCCGUCUGUCUGUCUGUCUUACUGUCUGUCUGUCUGUCUGUGUGGCAUGGACAGGUUGAUUUCUCCACGAUGACGGCGCUGGUCAAGGAGCUGAAAACCAAGUUGACGACAUCCGUUGACGGCAUAGCCGUCGCCGCCCGUAAAUAAGCAAGGAAGACUGCACUCACCCCCUGCACGGGUGACGGGUGUGUGUUGUCUGCAGCCAUUGAGGUGAUCCCCGUGCUGGCUGCUCUGAUGCAGGACAAGGGCAUCACAGCCAAAUUCAAACGGACUGCCAUGCACGUGAGUGAGCCUGAGGCGGGGCAAAACGGAUGGAUGGAUGGAUGUGUUUGUGUGUGUAUUGCAUGGCAUUGCAGUGGGCGGGCGUGUGGGGCCUCCAGGGCCACGUGGACGCCAUCAACUCGUUCUGCGACCAGAUACGAGGUGAAUGGUCACGACGACACAUAGCAACAAUGCAACGAUGUCUUUCAUCCUUCUGUCUGUGUGGCUGCCUCAGAGCCUCCCGCGGCGCCCCCCGCCGCAAGGGCUAGAUGGUUCUCCGCCCCCUGGUCGGCAGGCUGGCUCUCGUGCGCGUCGGCCGAGAAGGAGUGAGUGCGUGUGUCGUGUGUACAGACAGACGAGCUAUGCGAUGCUGCUGCUUUAGUGAGGGCGAACAUGUCUGUGUUGGUUCGUCCGCUACUUGUGGUCUGUGUGAGUCCUGACUAGUGGGUGGCUAGUGGAUGUGCGCUCUCACCUUCCUCUCUGCCUUGCUGCCUAUCUACCUGGCUGGCUCCUUUGUCUGUGCCUGGCUGCGAUUGUAUGUAUAUAUGCAUGUGUGUGUGUGUGUGUGUGUGUGGAGUGCUGACGUGCCAUUUUCGCCACAUGCAGCGGCGGGAGAGGGACAGACAGAGGUGUGCAUACAUGGUGGGUGAUGGUGUGUCUAGGGGGCGGACGGAUGACUUGCUUGCAGACUCACACCUACGUCGUGUGCCGUGGUGGACAUUCCUGGGUAGCGACAGACCUGUCUUACACGUUGACACACACCGGGAGGGUCAUCGACUGACGACAAAACCGUCAACA
Vitrella brassicaformis is the source of this 2277-nucleotide messenger RNA. NCBI's taxonomy places the organism in Eukaryota, Vitrellaceae. The record is from the annotation of a GenBank genome assembly.